GGCACAAGGCAUGACCAGUUAUCUAAGUCAACACUGUGGCGAAGAGGUUCUUAUGGGCAGCAAAUUGGUGCAGAUCCAGAAUGUGAGAAUGAGACAAUGGAUCCUGAAUGUGAGAAUGAGACAACGGAUCCUGAAUGUGAGAAUGAGACAAUUCAGUCUCAUUGUCAAGCUCAACACGAAGACCUGGAUCAGCAUGUAGAAGACAACAAGAACAACGCCCCCUCAGAGUCAUCUCACUCCGAACGCAGUGAUGUGGAUACAACUUCCAGCAGUGUUUUGACAGACUCUGAUAGUGAGCAUGUUGAAAGUGAUGAUAGUGAUCAAUUAGAGAGUGAAAGUGAGAGUGAAAGUAGUCAUGAGAGUGAAAGUAGCGACAACAAUGAUUUCUCUGAGUCUGGCAGUGACGAUGAAUAUGAAGUGUAUGCUGGGUGUGAAUUUAGUGUUGAUGAGGCUGUACUUGAUUCAUUAAACGGCGAAUAUUGAUAACCGAGAAACCAA
Messenger RNA from Thrips palmi, 498 nucleotides. RefSeq names its product suppressor protein SRP40-like. NCBI's taxonomy places the organism in Eukaryota, Metazoa, Arthropoda, Insecta, Thysanoptera, Thripidae. The coding region runs from base 97 to 483 and encodes 128 amino acids. The record is from RefSeq and is a predicted model, not a curated record. The transcript is spliced from 2 exons.